AUGGAUCAUCAUCAAUCCACGGCCCAAAAGCACCACCGUUUUUCUCUCCCAAUUGUAAUCAAGAGACAACUCUUGUAUGCAAUAUCUUUUCUCAUCUUCCUAAUCUUAUCGGUCCUUGUCUUCGAUCUUCUACCCCCUUUCGAGCCCCACCAACUUUCUCGUUUUGGUUUCUUGUCACAAAUCCUACUAAACAAUAAAAAAUCAUCACAAGGAUCUUGUAAUUACUCUUAUGGAAGAUGGGUACGGGAUGAAAGUUAUUACAAGAUUCAAUCAUAUGAUGAAACCUGCCCGUUCCUCGAUCCUGGCUUUCGAUGCCGUCAAUGUGGAAGGAAAGACGUAGAGUAUCUCAACUGGCGAUGGCAGCCAAAGGGAUGUGAAAUACCAAGAUUUAAUGCGAGUGACCUUCUAGAGAGGAGCAGGAAUGGAAGAAUAGUGUUUGCUGGAGACUCCAUUGCAAGAAACCAAUGGGAGUCCUUCCUAUGCAUGUUAGGCCAAGGAGUUCAUAACAAGUCAACCAUAUAUGAAGAACAUGGAAAACCCAUAACUAAACACAAGGGCUUCCUCUCUAUGCGUUUCAGUGAAUACAAUCUCACAGUUGAAUACUACAGAGUACCCUUUCUUGUGGUCGUCGGUCGGCCUACACUUAAUUCUUCUACUGAAGUCAAAAUGACCAUUAAGGUCGACCGAAUGCAUUGGUUCUCCAGAAAGUGGGUCGGAGCAGAUAUUUUGGUUUUCAGUGGAGGCCAUUGGUGGAAUGAAGAUAAAACUGUCAAGAUGGGCUGCUAUUUUGAGGAUGGAGGAAAAGUGAAUACGUCGAUGAGUGUGAUGGAAGCAUUUCAAAGAUCUCUACAAACAUGGAAGUCAUGGGCAUUACAGAAUUUAGAUCGCGAGAGUUACAUUUUCUUUCGCAGCUUCUCUCCAGUACAUUACAGGAAUGGAACAUGGAAUACCGGGGGUCGAUGUGAUGUGGACAUGCAACCUGAGACAAACUACACUAAUCUAGAGCCUGAGCCUGUUAAUAAUCAAUUGAUUUCCGAUAUGAUCAAACAAAUGGAGUUGGAAUACAGAAAUAGCAAAGUUCAGUAUUUAAACAUCACAUAUCUGACACAGUUCAGGUUUGAUGGACACCCUUCAGUCCACCGCGAGCCAGGCACUCCAGUUCCUGCUCCACAAGACUGCAGCCACUGGUGCUUGCCCGGAGUACCAGAUGUAUGGAAUGAAAUUCUAUAUGCUCAUUUACGGUCAAUGGGAUUCAAAACCAAGUGAUAU
Messenger RNA from Hevea brasiliensis (rubber tree), 1269 nucleotides. Its product is annotated as protein trichome birefringence-like 8. Bases 1 to 1266 code for a protein of 421 amino acids. The transcript has 4 exons. NCBI's taxonomy places the organism in Eukaryota, Viridiplantae, Streptophyta, Magnoliopsida, Malpighiales, Euphorbiaceae. Gene Ontology annotation, cellular component: Golgi apparatus. The record is from RefSeq and is a predicted model, not a curated record. Gene Ontology annotation, molecular function: O-acetyltransferase activity.